This is a messenger RNA of Caenorhabditis elegans, 2026 nucleotides long. RefSeq names its product Acyltransferase (gene oac-30). Lineage: Eukaryota; Metazoa; Nematoda; Chromadorea; Rhabditida; Rhabditidae. The record is from RefSeq and is marked reviewed. Gene Ontology annotation, molecular function: acyltransferase activity, transferring groups other than amino-acyl groups. Gene Ontology annotation, cellular component: plasma membrane. The coding region runs from base 1 to 1944 and encodes 647 amino acids. The transcript has 11 exons.
AUGCGUCAGGAUAUCCAAUGCCUACGUGGAAUUGCUAUAAUUUCAGUGUUUUUGUUUCAUUUGUUGCCUAAUCUGUUUUUCAAUGGAUUUCUCGGAGUUGAUAUAUUUUUCGUCAUAUCCGGCUACCUGAUGGCCAGAAACCUUACCAAGUCGAAGCUGACUUCGAUUCGAGAUUUUUUGGAGUUUUACUACAGGAGAUUCCGCCGAAUCCUGCCACUCUACUAUCUCCUCAUCUUCUUAAUAAUAAUCAUGGUGCAUCUAUGGCUUCCAUACAUUCUAUGGGAGAACAGUAAUCGGUACUCCAUUGCCUCCCUGUUUCUAAUGACUAAUCAGCUUGUGAUCCAUGAUCAGGCAGAUUAUUUUAAUAGUUUCCGAGCUGAAUCCACCGCUAUCAACGCUUUUUUGCAUUUGUGGUCGCUAUCCCUGGAAAUGCAGUUUUACCUACUUGUACCGUGCAUAUUUUUUGCGCUUCAAAUUUUGAAGAGCGACUAUUUGAAGCUCCUGGCGGCCAUCCUCACCACUACCAUCGGUUUUGUCUGCUUUGCCCUAGUCCUCGACUCCUUUGCCUUCAACUUCAUGUUUCUCAGAUUAUGGCAGUUUUCAGCGGGAUUUGUUGCCCUAUUCUGGAGCAAAAUUGAGCAAAAGCUUCCAGAAAAAAAUUCUGAAAAAUCUGAAACCGCUAAGCCAACCUGGAUAUCUGAAGAUGAUCAGGUUACGGUAGCCCUGGUAGUUUUAGGGGUCUGCAUUAUGCCUUACGAUGUGAAUGUUCUGGUGAUCAGGCCCUUGGUUACUGUGGUGACAGCUUUCAUAAUCAAGCUGCAGUCGGAGAGUAAUCAGAUUCUGAACUCUAAAACUCUGAGCUACAUCGGAGAUAUCAGCUAUGUCACGUACCUGGUCCACUGGCCAGUUAUCUCAAUUUUCCUGACGUCAAGUGUGAAUAGUUAUGUUUUUUGUAUUGUAACCACCGUUCUCGCCUCUAUCGCACUGCACCACCUUUUCGAAAAGCAGUACCUCCAGCUAGACUUCAAGCCAUUAAUCCUGCUCCUGCUUAUUUUAGUCUCUGCAAAUUUUUUACUGCAGUAUAGUGUCGAAAACCAAAAGUUCUGGAAGCAACACGUUCCGGCUGUAAUUCAAAAAAUUGUGGACAGAAAUCUGAACCAAUUAAAUGUAUACUCGCAAUUGGAUCACAUGAAAAAUGGCACAUGUGCUGAGAGGAAGCUGAUUGAUCCUGGAGAUAAGAGUAUUGUCUACGCCUAUUGUAGGUACCCGAAAAAACACGGAAACGUGUCAGUUAUGACAAUUGGAAACAGCUAUGUUAUGCAGUUCACCAACCCGAUAAAAUCGCAUUUCAAGCAAAAUUACUCGGACUACCGGUACUACUCGCUUCAAGAAGGAUUUACGCUAUAUGCGGACUCCUACGACUCUAGCAAUGCUCUGAAAACUUUCAAAAGCCACGUGGCUCGGCACAAGCCAGAUGUGCUCUUUAUCAUUGCGAAAUACUCCCGAUCUCUGAAAGCCCUUAUUCAGGCUAACGAUACCUUGUUGAAUCAGAUCUCGGAAAAUAUUGAAUUUUAUGAACGCCACGCCCGGAAAGUGUACAUUCUGGGGGCCCUUCCAACUUAUUCAGCAAACUUUUUGAAUGUAUUCCUGCAGAAUGUGAUGCGAAAUCCAGAGGAUAUGGAAAAAUUACAUUUGAAUCGCAAAAAAGCGGACGAGGAUGUAAAAAAUGUAAAGAAAAGAUUCGAAAUCGCGGGGAGACAAUGCAAAAAGUGCCGGUUUAUCGAUCUAAAUCCUGCAUUUUUGGAGAGGGAAAAGUAUCUAACAUUUGAUCGGACCUCUUUGUUUUCUUAUCAUGACAAUACUGGGCAUCUGCUGCCGGCGGGUGUAAAGCUCUGUGAGCCCAUACUCAAAAAGAUAGUCGAGGGGGUCUUGAACUCUAUGUGAUGUAAUAAAACAAAAAUUAUUUUGAACCUUGUAAUUUAUUCGAUUAAUAAUAUCUUACUGUAAAUAAAGUUCAAUCCUUCUU